Messenger RNA from Haliotis rubra (blacklip abalone), 461 nucleotides. RefSeq lists its product as uncharacterized. The record is from RefSeq and is a predicted model, not a curated record. The coding region runs from base 156 to 461 and encodes 101 amino acids. The transcript is spliced from 2 exons. Lineage: Eukaryota; Metazoa; Mollusca; Gastropoda; Lepetellida; Haliotidae.
CUUUCGAUGACACUCUUGAAGUUCAGGAAGUGUAAGUAUAUUCAACAUCAUAAUGUAUAACAUAUAACUUAAUGCCGAUCAAACAAUUAUAUAUAUUAUAUAUUUUCAAGUUUAUGUAUUUUAAUAACACAAUUUUCUAUUGACAUAACAGAUCAAUGGAGGAGGAUAUUCUUGCGGAGGAGCAGGAGGUGGAAGAUCCUCUAUACACGUUGGUAUUGGACGGCUCACAGAAAUCAAAACCCAAGCUGGUAGACAGGAAUGGAUUCACCUACGUAAUAAAGGAGGUCACUCAGAAUAAGAUUGACUACAGAUGUAGCAAACGUCCCUGUAAGGCAACUGUUGCCGAGACCAAUUCAACAGGAGACAGAGUGCCAGGCAAACAUAACCACAGCCACACAGCAGAGGCAGGCAAAAUUGUUUCAGUCCAAGUAAGAGCUCAGGUGAGUAGUACUUUAUAUUGA